AUGCCGACCGCCGUCUCUCAUAUCCAGCGCGUUGACGUCGAGACGUGCGAAGGAAGUCGGUCUUCUGAUGCAGGUCUGUUGAUGCACCACACCAAGCUCCCCCGCACGCCCGUCUGCCUCAACGCGGUUUUGCGGGACACAAUUCAAGUCGAUUCACUCCCCAACUUUGCAGGUGCUCUUGUCGAACACGUCUGCGAGGGCAUCAAGUGCAAAGGACCUGGACGAUUGAGUGCGAGCUCCGCUGCAAUCUCGACACGGGUGGCGGCGCUGGACAUCAUCGCGGACCCGCUGCCGCAGACUGUGACGUGUCUGCGGCAGCACCGGCUGUCCGCCGGCGGCAGGGGGCUGUGGCUGAGCCUGAUGCACGACACGAUGCUCGCGACCAACGAGCGGCUGCAGAUACCCCGAGUCGCAGGCCAAGUCGCCCUGCAGACUGCCUAA
This is a messenger RNA of Coniophora puteana RWD-64-598 SS2, 441 nucleotides long. RefSeq lists its product as uncharacterized. NCBI's taxonomy places the organism in Eukaryota, Fungi, Basidiomycota, Agaricomycetes, Boletales, Coniophoraceae. The transcript is spliced from 3 exons. The coding region runs from base 1 to 441 and encodes 146 amino acids. The record is from RefSeq and is a predicted model, not a curated record.